Messenger RNA from Podarcis lilfordi (Lilford's wall lizard), 6440 nucleotides. The record is from the annotation of a GenBank genome assembly. Lineage: Eukaryota; Metazoa; Chordata; Lepidosauria; Squamata; Lacertidae.
AUGGAGAUACCUGAUAUUCAGUAUGUUUUCAUCAUCCUUUGUUCCCUUAAUGAGGACUUUGAUGGUAUAGCUAGCCCGAUAUCUGCCGUACCACCAGCACAAUUAACUGUGGAAGGGGUAACGGCAAGAUUAAUGGGCGAGUUGGACAGAAGGGAGGCUUGUGCCAUAAGCACUCCUAUUUCCAGAAAGAAUGAGGAACGCCAUAUGCAAACUUGUGGUGAUACAACUGCAUUUAAAGCUGCAAAGCGUUGUUGGUUCUGCAAUAAGCAAGGACAUUUUGCAAAGGACUGCAGAUCCAAAAGAAAGCAAAGUACUCCCAAGUCUGUUUCUGUUCGUCAGUCACGGUCGUCAGCUCAGCAGCCGGCAUCGUACCGUAAAGACAGAAACGAGCCGCGAGCUUUUCACGCUAGCACAAGAGAUCGUAAAAGAAUUAAAGGUGCCAAGUGGAAUUCUUUUAUUGUGGACUCAGGAGCAUCUCAGCACGUUUGCAACGAUCGAAGCUUGUUUAUUUCUUUCGAAGAGGAAAUUGGUAAUGUACAUUUAGCCAAUUCACAAGUCUUGCAGUCGCUGGCAGGGGUACUGUUAAACUUGACUCUUUAAACAUUACUAUAGCGAACUGCAUUUACUGCCCAUCAGUGGACAAUUUAUUGUCAGUAAGGUGUUUUGCUCGUCAAGGCAUAACUGUGCGUUUCUUAAAGUCAAUGUGUGAGUUUUUCGAGGGGAACAAACGUCUAUUGUAUGCCCGGGAAUCUGAUGGUUUAUAUAGACUGUAUUUUCGCACCUACUCCCAAUCGCCUAUAAAUUGCAGAGCAGCACAGUCAAGCCAGGGGUUGAGGAAUGUAAGGCCACAUUCUGGGUGUGUCCAUGAGGCGCACAGAAUUCUGGGACAUCUGAAUUUUGCUGAUGUAAUUAAGACCAAGAAUAUUGUUAAUGGCCUCAACUUAAAACCAUGUAAAUUCUUUAUGCAAUGUCUAUCCUGUUGCAAGAAUAAGAUUAAGGUUGCACGCAAGGGUAGGUGCUCAGAUAGGAAAGUAACUGAGCCAUUUGAGCGUGUACAUUGUGAUUUAGUUGGGCCACUCCCACCAUCCUUAGGAGGUUCUAAGUACUGGCUUACCCUGAUAGACCAGUAUAGUAGAUAUUGUUGGACUUAUGCAAUAGCUGAGAAGUCCCAAGCAUUUGAGAAGUACAAAGUUUUUUGCAACUGGGUAAAAACACAUUUUAACAAACCUAUUAAGAACCUUUUUUCUGACAGGGGCGGGGAAUUUGUUUCUGAGGAUUUUGAGAAAUUCCUGGAAGCGCAGGGGACUACUCAUGAGUUAUCUUGACGCCGAAGUCCCUGGCAAAAUGGGCUUGUUGAAGUUGUGCAGCGUGACCUGCAGGCAGGGGUUAAAACUUAUCUGCAUGAUGCUAAUCUGCCCAAAGACUUUUGGGCUGAAGCGCUCAAUGCCUUUUGUUAUGUUAGAAAUCGCAGUUAUCAUUCUGGUUUAGAUGUCACCCCUAUGAGAAGCUGUUUAAAAACGCCCUAAUCUGAAAUACCUACGCAUUUGGGGUUCAGAUGUAAUAAUGCAUUAUCCCGCUAAGCAGAAAUUGGGUGAACGUAGUGUCCAGGGAAAAUUAAUGGGCUACCAGCAGGGGGCGUACAGAAUUUACAUACCAGCAACUGGCAAAUUUCAUAUUACCAGAAGCAUGAUACAAACUGUAAAUUGGAAUGGUGUUGCUGUUUUCCAAGAUAGUAAUGGUAUAGAUAAUACUGAGGAAGAAGAGGUAGAAGAAGCAGCAGCAGCAGCAGGAAAUGGUGCUUCUGAAUUAAUGGAAGAAGACAAAAAGCCUGUUGAAUCUGAUAAUUUCUUUGAUGAUUUAAAGUCACAGGCACCCGAGGGGAGGUUAGAUUCUCUUGAGUUUUCUGACCGUGAGCUUAGCCAACAGGCAUCUCUUCAGUCUGACAAUGAUGAUUUACAACCUGAAACUAGUAGUUUACAUAGUCCCAUUAAGUCUGAGGAGUCUGACUCUCCUUCCGGACUGAGACGUUCAGAUAGAAAGAGACAGAAGCCACAACGUUUUGCAGAUGAACAUUUUAAUACUGUGUAUGCCAAUAAGGCAGUUUUUGAGCCAAAAAGCUACAAUGAUGUUCAGAAUUUACCUAAGCACCAAGCUGUAAAUUGGUAUAAAGCUAUGAACUCUGAAAUAGCUUCUUUAAAAGAGCAUAACACUUGGUCUCUUGUACCACAAACCCCAGAUAUGAGACUUAUUGAUUCAAAAUGGGUUUAUAGAGUUAAAAUGAAUGACAAAAAUGAAGUUGUAAGGUACAAGGCAAGAUUAGUUGCUAGGGUUUUCAACAAAUUCCAGGCGAAGAUUAUGAUUUGUGUUAUUCACCAAGUGUAAAAUAUGAAACAGUUAAGCUUUUGUUAAAAGAUGCAUCACAACGUGGACAUUCUGUUUAUCACCUAGAUAUAAAAACUGCAUAUUUGUUUGCAGAUUUAAAAGAACAAAUUUUUAUGCGUGUCCCUGAAGGCAUAGACGCCGCUGAAGGUUUGGUAUGCAAAUUAAAUAAAUCCCUUUAUGGUCUGCACCAAAGUGGAAGGAAUUGGCAUCAAACUUUAGCAAAAGAAUUGCUGGAUAUUGGUUUUUCACAGGGAAAGGCAGACAAUUGUGUGUUUAUAAAGGAAAGGGCAAACUCUGUAGCAAAAUAUGUGUCUAUGUAGAUGACGUGUUAAUUUCUACAAAAACUAAACAGGAAUAUGAACAGGUAGUAACACAGUUACAGAAGAAAUUUGAUGUGGUGGAAUUAGGCAUAGCUAAAAAUUACUUAUCCAUGCAAAUUGAGAAAGGCAAAAAUGGAUCUUUUCUGGUUCAUCAAACUGCAAAAAUUGACGAUCUUGUUGAAAUGCUAUGUUUAGAAAAUGCAAAUGGGAAGGAAACGCCCAUGGUGUGUGGUUUCACUUUUACAGGUGAAGAUAAGCCAUUUCCUAACAAAACUUUGUAUCGUUCUGCUAUAGGCAAGCUAAAUUUCAUUCAAAGAAUCUCAAGACCAGAUAUAACUUAUGCCUUUCACUUUCUGGCAAAAUUUGUGGAAAAGCCCACUACACAAUGUUUCUCUGCUCUUAAGAGAGUGGUAAUGUACCUUAAACAUACCAAACAUUAUAGGUUGCAGUUUACAACAUGUAUUGACAAAGGUUUUGAAAUUUUCUGUGAUGCAUCUCAUGCAGUGGAACAAAAUAAUUGCAGGGGUGUGUCUGGUAUGGUGUUUUGUUAUAAUGGUUGUCCAUUUGAAUGGAAGUCCCAGACACAAACCAUUAUUUGUCUCUCCACAACAGAGAGUGAAUUAUGUGCAUGUGUUCAGGCCACUCGUGAUGUGGAAUGGUAUCUGCAAGUAUUCGCAGACCUACAGAUGCAAGUAACACUACCAGUAAAAGUUUACCUUGAUUCCCAGAGUGGACUCGCUAUCCUAUGUUCAGAAACCAAUACGCAGCGCACUAAAGUCUUAAGAUUACGUUUACAGUUUGUAAAGAAACUAAUUGCUGAUGAAAUGGUUGUAUUUAAAUAUGUUCCAGGUGACAAUCAAAUUGCAGACAUUUUUACUAAAGCACUUCCAAAAGGUAUACAUGAAAAACAUGUACAAAGUAUGCUUUAUGUUUUUGUUCCACAAUGAUGAACCGCAGGGGAAAUGUUGAAUGGUUUAAUAUGUAAAGGUUCAUCAUUGUUCCACUCGAUGUGUAUGUCUUUAAGGGGCCAGAGAAAGGGCCAGAGCAAAAUAACGAGACCCAGCUUUACAGCUGUGAAACAUAGCAGGUGCUGCUGAGUUGUAUUGAUUAAGCUGUGUUGGUAAUUGGGUGUAGUAUAUAAGGAGCAGCACCUAGCUCUCCCAUUACCCUGGGGGAUGGGUUGGUGGUUGGGUCAUGUUUGUUUGUUAAUGUAUUUAGUGUAAAAGGAGUUUUUGUUUUUCUUAUUAAAACCUUGUUUAAGUUAUUUUUGAGUCCCUUUUUAAUGCAUGGUCUCCCCAGCAAGCUCUCUGCAGCGCUACCAUACUGCAAAAAGUCAACACAUGAGACUCUUAAUGUCACGGUUGUAGGUUCGAGCCCCAUGUUGGGCAAAAGAGUCCUGCAUUGCAGGGGGUUGGACUAGAUGGCCCUUGAGGUCCCUUCGAACCCCGCAAUUCUAUAAUGCUAUGCUAUUAUAGACAAUGCACUCAGACACUGGUGAGGGGCUUCUGUGUCUAAAUGACAGGAUGAAAAUGGACAAGAUUUUAAAAACUUGACCCUAUGAUUUAUUGCUGCAGCAAAAAACAAGUAAGAUUUGUUGUUGUUGUUGUUGUUUAGUCGUUUAGUCAUGUCAGACUCUUUUUGAGCCCAUGGACCAGAGCACGCCAGGCACUCCUGUCUUCCACUGCCUUCCGCAGUUUGGUCAAACUCAUGCUGGUAGCUUCUAGAACACUGUCCAACCAUCUCGUCCUCUGUCGUCCCCUUCUCCUUGUGCCCUCCAUCUUUCCCAACAUCAGGGUCUUUCCCAGGGAGUCUUCUCUUCUCAAGAGGUGGGCAAAGUAUUGGAGUCUCAGCUUCACGAUCUGUCCUUCCAGUGAGCACUCAGGGCUGAUUUCCUUAAGAAUGGAUAGGUUUGAUCUUCUUGCAGUCCAUGGGACUCUCAAAAAUCUCCUCCAGCACCAUAACUCAAAAGCACCAAUUCUUCGGCCAUCAGCCUUCUUUAUGGUCCAGCUCUCACUUCCAUACAUCACUACUGGGAAAGCCAUAGCUUUAACUAUACGGACCUUUGUUGGCAAGGUGAUGUCCCUGCUUUUUACAACAUAUAGUUGUAAACAUAUAUUUUACAACAUAUAGUUGUAAACAUAUACUAUAUGUUGUAUACAACAUAUAGGAGAGCUACAAUUAUCAUCUUUCCUUCAGCAUCUCCAUGUAAUGAAAUUUACCAUGGGUGAGAUCAAACCCUAAACCCUGCUCCCAAUUCCUGAUGCACAAGCACUUAUGCUCAUAGGUGGGGAGAGGAGCAAUAACUCUUUCUGAAAUCAUGCCUUCUAGGCUGUCAUUGCAGAAGACCCACUGACCUUGUGAGGUAGCUUUGGAGUUCAUGAGGCCUCUAUGUGAGCAGAGAAACCAGUCACCUUGGUUUGGAUUCCAGUUCUUAUUUUAGAGAACUUCGGUUUUCAACAGGCCUCCAGAAUGCAGUCAAUACCACAAUUCACCACAUAGGUAUGCAUUGGGGCUGCCUUAUGAACAUAAAAACUGGCCCAAUGUGCUAUUGUGCCUUCAGAAGCAGUUUCUGCUGCAGAAACCAGCAGGCAAAGCUUUUCUGGUCCCAGGGAUCAGUGUUGCCACCUCCUAAGAUGUGCAUAUCAAGUUAGAAGCACGGCUUCAGGAGCAAGUUGAGAACUUCGCAGCCCGAAGAGUGUGAAGUGCCCUCUCUGCCUUCUUUCUGCUUUUCUGCUGUAAAACUGCCUCCUCCCCAAACUGUGUUGCUGUUUUGAGGCUAUCAGGACAAUAUUGUUGUGUUUGGAGCAAAUGGCACCCGACCUACAAGCUCAAACCAGUGCUGAAUCAAAAUAUUUUGCCAGUACAGUGGUACCUCGGGUUACAUAUGCUCCAGGUUACAUAUGCUUCAGGUUACAGACUCCGCUAACCCAGAAAUAGUACCUCGGGUUAAGAACUUUGCUUCAGGAUGAGAACAGAAAUCGUGUUCCGGCAGAGCGGCAGCAGCAGGAGGCCCCAUUAGCUAAAGUGGUGCUUCAGGUUAAGAACAGUUUCAGGUUAAGAACGGACCUCCGGAAUGAAUUGAGUACUUAACCCGAGGUACCACUGUAGUAGGGUGGCGGCACUCACCUGACCUCAGGUCACCUGUGUCAGGGCUGCAUCCCAGGAUGGAGAGAUGGAAAGGGAAAGUGGUGGAUGAGGUCCAUGUGGAGCAAACACACUGUGUUAACCUUGGCUUUCCCAACCCCUUCCCCUUUCUGUCCCACUGCACCACCCUACCAUCUGCAACUGCCUCUUGCUGUCUGGAGUGUAGCUCCAAAGCCCCUUUUGUUACGAUCGACAGUCUAAAAAGUCUUGCUGCAUUACUGAGAUACUAGUUCCUGCCUUCAUCUGUUCCACCACCCCCGCCGGGCCACCUGAAGAAUGUUGCUGCCUGUUCUUUCAUGGCAGGGCCAGUUUUUUGUUAAAACAUCCAGUCCAUGAACAGGUGCCCUCUGAGAGAUUACCUUCUGGCUGUUUAUGCCAAGGGCUUAUUUUGGGUGCUCUUUUUGUUGUUGUUACAAAUACAUUAAGGCCCAUGUAGACCCUAAUUGUACAGAGAUGGGAUCCCAUAAGACCAUAUUGCGUAAACAUUGCAGCAAACUGGAUGGAUAUCGGCAGCCUUAUCAGAUCUUAUCAUCCAGUCGUUUAUAUGCUACUCAGAUUGACCGGAAACCUAAUUUAAAAAUUGAUGGCAAAUAA